AAUAUUAUGGGCAUAACCAUAACGCAUUAACGCAUGACUUUGUGUUUUGCUGAUGCCUGAUACUCAAGCCCGGCACGCUCUGUUCAAAUAUAUUUCAUUAUUUUAAUUCGCCUUUAACGUAGUUCUCCUGGCACUGUUUAUUGGUUUACAUUAGGUAUUUUUACAAUAAAAAUCGUUCACGGAUCGGUCGUAAUUAGAUAGCUACAACAUUAGUCAGGUACGGAGGAGACGUGCUCAUAUCAAGCUACAUUUUUGUAAACCGAUAAAGUUACAGUCACCUUUCGUUCGGCGCCCCUAAUACUCGUGCUUGUUUUCAUCACUAUUAUUAUUUGUUCGUCAACAACGUAUUUUGUGAAUCCAAAUACAAAACUGCUAGCACCGAAUACAUGAUGGAUAUUGAUAUGGAUUUUGAAAGUCGUUUGAAAACCUUUAAUGAAAAUUGGAGUCUAACUUUUAUAACACCUUUUGAAAUGGCCCAAGCUGGUUUUGUUUACUCAGGCGAUAAACAUGUAGUGAGAUGUAUUACUUGCAAUAUAAGACUUUCUACAUGGCGUCGUGAUGAUAAUCCAUUAUGUAUACAUUUUAGAAUGGCUACUAAUGGAUGUGGAUUUCUUCGAGAGUCUAUGAUGACAAGUAGAGGUCGUAUGAAUACAUUUAAAAACUGGCCUGUUAGCUUUUUAAAACCUCGUGAUAUGGCCCAAGCUGGUUUUGUUUACACAGGUCUUAGAGAUAAGGUAAAGUGUUUUACGUGCUUGGAAGAAUUUGAUAGAUGGGACAAAAAUGAUACUCCAAUGGGUGAACAUAUGAAUCACAGUUCACAAUGUCCAUUUGUGAUUUCAUACAAAAGACAUUUUAAGAAUCCUCUUCUCUAUGGCUUAACCAGUUUACAAGUAAAAACGAUUGAAGAUAAGUUACAUGAUGAGGGUAUUGUGCUAUUCAUAAAUCCUUUAUUUUAUGAAACAAUGGUUUCCUUAAAUGCCCGCCUCAAUUCAUUUAAUAGAUGUGUGAUAUUAUUGGAACUAGAUAUUAAUGCAGUAUGCAAAGCUGGAUUUUUUUAUUCGGGCAAUGGUUAUACUGAUAGUUUGACUUGUUUCUAUUGUGGUGUUACUACCUUUCAAUGUUAUGAAGACUUUGAACCAUGGGAAGUACAUGCCGAAAUAUCGAAAACUUGUAAUUAUUUGUUUUUAAUGAAAGGCAAAAGCUUUUGCGACAGGGUGAAUGCCGUGAAAAGCGAUGAAAUAAAAUCCAAUCAACUGGAAUUAUUCAAGUUGAUUGUUGCGAAGAAAAAUAAACUCACUCUCAAAUCUAUAAUGAGUAUACAAUCAACAAAAAAGCAUUUUAAGGAGAUAAAAAUUACCAAAAUAUUAUCUGAUAAAAUUGAGGAGCAUCUUUUUCAAAAACUAGCACCUAAUUUAUUGCCAGAUAACAUGUUAUGCAAAAUUUGCUAUAGGGAAGAAAUCGAAAUUGCUAUUGUCCCUUGCGGUCAUGCUAUUGCCUGCAUUGAAUGUGCUUUAUCGUGUGAUUAUUGCUCUAUGUGUAGAAUGGCAUGCACAAGAUUAAUGAGAAUACAUUUAUGUAUGAAUAAAGAAAAUGAUGAAAAUCUCAAACUAAAACCGUGCACUUCAAAAAUGUCUUCAGACGAUGAACUGAACCCAAAGCUUUGCAAAGUUUGUCGUAAAGAAGAAAUGUCAACAGUAUUAUUACCUUGUAGACAUGUCUAUACCUGUGUCAAAUGUGCAGAAGAAACGAGUGAGUGCCUUUUUUGUAGAGAAGAUGUCUAUUCUUUUAUUAAAAUAUACUUAUAAGCUUUACAUAAUACAUAUGUUUUUUAUUUUUGAGACUUAUGUCUACUAAUAAAAUGACACAUUCUUAAUAAUAAACAAAGUACAAAAUAAUAACAAUACAACUUAAAGAGUUUCAUAAUUGUAAAAUAAAUAUUUAUUAUCAGUAUUUUUAUUAUUAAUAGUCCUCAUUAUUGUAUGUCUGACUAGAAAUACCUUAUUGUUUUUAGGUAAGUGUUAACAUUUAAUGCAUUAAUGAAUCAUUUUAUAUAACUUAUUGUUUUAGUUUUUUAAGUAUUAAUUUAACUUGUGUAUUAUAUUUUUUUUUUUUGUGGUGGUCGAAGUCGGUUAAAUGAAUGGUCCAAGUAUACUUUCUAAAAUAUACCUAAUAGAGAUAUUUUUGAAAUAUAAAUAUAUUUCUUUGGUGUGAUAGAACACUAUUUCUUAAUUUUAAAAAUUUUUACAAUGACUUGAACCACACUUUAAUUAUAUGUAGAUAUGUGUUUAUGUUUUUUUACAUUUAUUUGAAUUCAUUAUUUUACAUACAUUUUUUAUUAAUAUUUUUAAUUAACUUAUGUAUUAUUUAAGUGUGUAAUAUUUAUUAUAAAACUUAUAUUUGAUAGAUAUAUUAUUACUACCUAUAUUAUAUUUUAUAUUUGUAAAAAACAUUUA
Messenger RNA from Aphis gossypii (cotton aphid), 2453 nucleotides. Its product is annotated as putative inhibitor of apoptosis. The record is from RefSeq and is a predicted model, not a curated record. The transcript has 8 exons. The coding region runs from base 387 to 1805 and encodes 472 amino acids. Gene Ontology annotation, cellular component: nucleus; cytoplasm. NCBI's taxonomy places the organism in Eukaryota, Metazoa, Arthropoda, Insecta, Hemiptera, Aphididae.